AUGCAAUUAGCACCCUCACCAAUAAACGUUGAUAUUUUACAGGCUGAAUCUUAUGAUUACGAUACUACAGAAUCUCAAUUUUUAGUAAAUGGUUUUAGAAAAGGGUUCUCAUUAAAGUAUGAAGGCCCUCGCAUAGCAACUAGUGCCAAAAAUCUUAAAUCUGCAUUAAAACUUCCGGAUAUUGUCUUGGAAAAGAUUAAUAAAGAGGUGGAACUGUGUCGCGUAGCAGGUCCAUUUGAAAGCAGACCUUUACCAAAUCUUCGAAUAUCACCAAUUGGUUUGGUCCCUAAAAAAACAGGGCAACAAGAGUUUAGACUGAUCCAUCACCUUUCCUAUCCAGCGGGCCGGUCAUUAAAUGAUUAUAUCGACCCAGCUAAGUGUACUGUACAAUAUACUAGUUUCGAUACCGCAGUACACAUGAUUCAGGAUCUAGGUUUCAAGUGUGAAAUGUUUAAAAUGGACAUCAAAAGUGCAUUUCGCCUUUUACCAGUGGAACCAAAUGAUUUUGACCAGUUAGGUUUUGUAUUUAAUAACUGCUAUUACUUCGAUAAAUGCCUGCCAUUUGGAUGUUCCAUAAGUUGCAACUUAUUUAAUCGUUUUGCAGAUUUACUUACACAUAUUAUUCAAAGGAAAGCAGGAUCUACUUAUUUAAUCCAUUACUUAGAUGAUUUUUUGGGUGGUGGCAAAAGAAACUCUGGCGAAUGUCGACAUCUAAUGGAAAUUUUUUCAGGCUGUAUGCAGAAAUUAGGUGUGCCGAUAGCAGCAGAAAAAACUGAAGGUCCGGUUACAGUACUUACAUUUUUAGGCUUAGAACUAGAUUCUGACAAGAUGGAGAUACGUUUGCCACUUCAUAAGGUUCAAGAAGUGUUGAUUUUACUGAACAACAUGCUACAAAAAACAAGAUGCACACUUAAAGAGAUGCAAAGUUUAAUUGGUGUUCUAAAUUUUGCAUGCAGGGCAAUAAUUCCUGGCAGGCCAUUCUGUAGGCGGCUGAUUGAUUCCAUUUGUGGUCUAACAAAACCAUAUCACCACUUGCGAAUUAACAAGGGCAUAAAACUUGACUUAAUGAUGUGGAAACAAUUUUUUGUGAAUUUUAAUGGCAUUAGGGUUUUUCAUGACAGAUUCUGGUCCUACAAUGAUGAUGUAGAAUUGUUUACAGACAGUGCAGGAGGCGAAGGCAUGGGUUUUGGAGUUUAUUUUGCAGGUAAAUGGAUGUCUGAACGGUGGCCAGAUGAAUGGUUUAAACAUGGAUAUACAACAGACAUUACAGUUCUUGAAUUAUUUCCUAUUGUUGUAGCCAUUUUCACAUGGGGCAAGGAAUUGCAGCUAAAGAAAAUAUGCUUUAGAUCAGAUAAUAUGGCAGUGUGCCAUAUAAUAAACAAAAUGACUUCCAAAUCUGAUUUAAUUAUGGUCUUGCUGCGAAAUUUGACAUUAAAAUGUUUGCAGAUGAACAUUGUGGUGAAGGCUGAACAUGUUCCUGGAGUAAAAAACUCAAUAACCGAUGCCUUGUCUCGUUUUCAGAUGCAAAGAUUUUGGACCCUGGUACCAAACGCACAUCAAAGCCCAUCUAUAAUGGAACCCCAACUAUGGAAAAUAUUCAACAAAGAGCUGUUAGUUUGAUAACAACCAGUGUGUCUGACAGCACAAGAACAGCAUAUAAUCUUGCCAUUAAUCAUUUUAAUACUUUCAGGCUUACUUAUAACCUACCGGAUACAUGGCCGAUACCACUGAACCAAUUUAUUAUGUACAUAUCAUACUGCUUUGAAAAGAAUUAUGCACCAUCAACAAUCAAAUUGUAUAUGUCAGGUAUUAGCUUUGUGCAUAAAAUCAGGGGAUUCUAUAAUCCAUUUAGCAAUUUUGUAGUCAGUAAGAUGUUGGAGGGUUGCAAACGUUUAAGGCAGCAGCAAGAUCUCAGAGUGCCUAUAUCUCUUGGCAUGUUGAACAGAUAAGUUUCAGUUCUUCCCAAUGUAUGUUUCUCAAAAUUUGAAACAAAACUAUUUACAGCAGUAUUUUAUUUGGCCUACUUUGGUUUGUUUAGGAUAAGUGAAUUAGUUGUUUGCUCAAAUAACACAAAGGACAGAGCACUUUGUAAACAAGACAUCACUUUUGAAGGGUUAAACAAUGCAAUAAUAAUUCGAGUUAGGAUGAGUAAAACUAACCAAACAGGUCGACCUGUGUUUGUGCGUAUUCCUAGCAAUCAGGAAACAAGCAUAUGCAUUAAUGCUGUAAAAGAAUACGUAGCUAUAGCCCCUGCCAGAUCUGAGCAAUUUUUCUGUCAUGCCAACAAUACACCAAUGACAAGAUAUCAGUUCUCAGCUGUGUUGUCGAAAGCCUGUGCACAGGCUGGUAUUUCUUCAAAAGUAUUAUCACAUAGCUUUAGGAUUGGUAGAGCAACCGACCUUGCUCUUCAAGGUUACUCUGAUGAAACAAUAAAACGUAUGGGUCGUUGGUCGUCGAACUGUUAUUCAGGCUAUAUAAGAAUGUAGGAGUAAAACUUAUGAAAACUCAAGAUAGCUUGCGAUUGCGCCUGUAAUUAUAACAACUCUUUCUUUGGGUUUAUUUUACAGCAGUUUGGCUGGUAGGGGAUUCACAUAUUCGAUGGGCAGGGGAACGCUUCCAUUCAAGACACAGGGACACGUUUAAAAAUUUCACCAUUUCCUGGGAUGGUCAGAGUGGUUUGAGAGUUGAAGAUUUGCAUCCAGUAAUCCAACUUGGUAUGAUUAAAGGCCGAACUCCUGAAAUUAUUUUCCUUCAUGUUGGGGGAAAUAACAUCACAAGUACAAAUCAAUGUAAAACUAUAAGAAUAAUUAAAUCUGAGUUGCAGUAUCUUUUCGAUAUAUUUCCUAACUCAUUGAUUGUUUGGGUAUUCAUUCUUCCCAGAUUAUCUUGGACUAGGGAAGUGGUUGACAAUUCUUAUCAAAAGAAAAUGAAUUCCAAACGUCAAAAAAUCAAUCGCACAAUUUCAAAUUAUGUGUUAUCUUUUGCUAGGGGAAGGGCAAUUUUGAUAGAAUCAAUUGAUUUGAGUACCCCAGGAAUGUUCCAUGUUGAUAAAGUCCAUUUGUCAGAUGUUGGCAAUGAACUAUUCAUCUUCAGUAUAGGUGAAGCAAUCGCAAGCUUUCUUGGCAGCGACAUUAAGUUUAUUAAAUGCUAAGGCCUAUAAUUUUGGGGGACAAAUUGUUACCAAUUUGCAGUGGCGGAAAAUUCUAGGCCGCUCAUGAUGGGAUGGUGUCACUGUCAACAAUUAUACAUUAUUUCACAAGUUAACAAUAUUUUAUAUAGGUAUGGGUGGUUCUCCUCUCCUUAAUAUGGCUCCUUUUGGAGAUAAUCAGUUUUGGAGGGAAGCCAUCCUAUAUUUGGCACAUUUCACAAAAUUUCAUUUCAAAAUGUUCAUUCUUAAGUUUGCAUUUAGAUGCUUUGGGUCUGCUCGGACAAAGGCGACCCGAAGCGGAUUUAUGGAGAUAAUAUAUACAUGGAGUAUAUACGAGGAGUAUUAUACACAGUAUAUAUGGAGCUAUAUAUAUACUCAGGAGUAUAAUACAUGGAGAUUGGACAGUAUAUAUGGAGAUAUAUAUAUACUGAGGAGUAUUGAUAUUUUCAAUGGAGGUUGGAUAUAGUAUAUAUGGAGCUAUAUAUAUACUAGAUUAUGCGUGGUACAUAUGUAAAAUAAUAAUAAUAAUAAAUUGUAAUUACUUUAAGCAAGCGUGACACCAUCCUGUCAUUGAUGCCUAGAUUUUUCAAAAAUUCCAUGUGGCAACUCUUGAAAACCAGUGGAAUUCUAACUAUCUUUUACUGCGGUCAAUAAACUGCCAAAAUAUUACACUAAAUUACCAAUACAUGUUAUUUAACAGUAUUCAUACAAACAUGAAUAAAAUGACUGUGUACUUUUAA
Messenger RNA from Dreissena polymorpha, 3888 nucleotides. RefSeq lists its product as uncharacterized. NCBI's taxonomy places the organism in Eukaryota, Metazoa, Mollusca, Bivalvia, Myida, Dreissenidae. The record is from RefSeq and is a predicted model, not a curated record. Bases 1 to 1620 code for a protein of 539 amino acids. The transcript has 2 exons.